Molecule: messenger RNA, 3791 nt
Organism: Enhydra lutris kenyoni (northern sea otter)
Lineage: Eukaryota; Metazoa; Chordata; Mammalia; Carnivora; Mustelidae
Product: RAS protein activator like 1
Exons: 21
Coding region: 174-2615 (813 amino acids)
Biological process (GO): cellular response to calcium ion; intracellular signal transduction; regulation of GTPase activity
Molecular function (GO): GTPase activator activity
Source: RefSeq, a predicted model, not a curated record
UAUUCUUUCUCCUCCGGAAACCUCCCGCCUAGCUACCCGCGUCUCACACAGGCGGCGCUGGGACCCGGGGACGGGGCGCCAGGCUCGCAGCUGGUGACAUGUAGAUGCCCCCUCGGUGGUCCAGCCUCGGCACCUGGGCACCCUUCUGCCCGUAAAGUUUGGGGCUGGGCGCCAUGGCCAAGAGCAGCUCCCUGAAUGUUCGCGUGGUGGAGGGCCGGGCGCUGCCCGCCAAGGACGUGUCUGGGAGCAGUGACCCCUACUGCAUCGUGAAGGUGGACGACGAGGUGGUGGCCAGAACAGCAACUGUCUGGAGGAGCUUGAGCCCCUUCUGGGGGGAGGAGUACACCAUUCACCUGCCCUUGGAUUUCCACCACCUGGCCUUCUACGUGCUGGACGAGGAUACAGUGGGGCACGAUGACAUCAUUGGCAAGAUCUCGCUGAGCAGGGAAGCGAUUGCAGCCGACCCCAGAGGAAUUGAUAGCUGGAUCAACCUGAGCCGUGUGGACCCAGAUGCAGAGGUUCAGGGUGAGAUCUGUUUGGAUGUACAGAUACUGGAAGAUACACGGGGCCGUUGUCUUCGCUGUCAUGUGUUCCAGGCCAGGGACCUGGCCCCCCGAGAUAUCACCGGCACAUCUGACCCAUUCGCACGCGUGUUCUGGGGCAGCCAGAGCUUGGAGACGUCAACCAUCAAGAAGACCCGCUUCCCACACUGGAAUGAAGUGCUGGAGCUGCGGGAGAUGCCGGGAGCCCCAGCCCCGCUGCGGGUGGAGCUCUGGGACUGGGACAUGGUGGGCAAGAAUGACUUCUUGGGUAUGGUGGAAUUCCCCCCACGGGUCCUGCAGCAGAAUGCCCCCAGUGGCUGGUUCCGUCUCCUGCCCUUUCCCAGAGCCGAGGAGGAUUCUGGGGGGACCUUGGGCGCGCUGCGGCUGAAGGUGCGCCUCAUCGAAGACUGCGUCCUCCCUUCCCGGUACUACCAGCCGCUCACGGAGCUGCUCAUGGCAUCUGUGCUGGGCCCGGCAGAGGAGGAUGCUGCCAGUCCCCUGGCCCUGCUGGAGGAGCUGACCUUGGGGGACUGCCGCCAGGACCUUGCCACCAAGCUGGUGAAGCUCUUUCUUGGCCAAGGCCUGGCCGGGCCCUUUCUGGACUAUCUCACCCGGCGUGAGGUGGCCCGGACCACUGACCCCAACACCCUCUUCCGUUCUAACUCCCUGGCAUCCAAGGCAAUGGAACAGUUUAUGAAGCUCGUGGGCAUGCCUUACCUGCAUGAGGUCCUGAAGCCGGUGAUUCACCGCAUCUUCGAGGAAAAGAAGUACAUGGAGCUGGACCCGUGCAAGAUGGACCUGGGCCGCUCCAGGAGAAUUUCCUUCAAGGGCACACCCUCGGAGGAGCACGUGCGGGACGCCAGCCUGGGGCUGUUGACGGGCUACCUGGGGCCCAUCGUGGAUGCCAUCGUGGGCUCCGUGGGGCGCUGUCCGCCUGCCAUGCGCCUUGCCUUCAAGCAGCUGCACCAAUGCGUGAAGGAGCGCUUCCCCCAGGUGGAACACGAGGAUGUGAAGUACCUGGCCAUAAGCGGCUUUCUCUUCCUGCGGUUCUUUGCGCCUGCCAUCCUCACCCCAAAGCUGUUUGACCUCCGGGACCAGCAUGCAGAUCCCCAGACCAGCCGCUCACUGCUACUGCUUGCCAAGGCUGUGCAGAGCAUCGGAAACUUAGGCCAGCAGCUGGGCCAGGGCAAGGAGCUAUGGAUGGCGCCCCUCCACCCCUUCCUGCUACAGAGUAUCUCACGUGUGAGACACUUCCUGGACCAGCUGGUGGAUGUGGAUGGGGAGGAGGAGGCUGGGGGCCCAGCCAGGGCCCUGGUGGCCCCCUCGGUGAUCGUCCGUGAAGGUUACCUGCUGAAGCGCAAGGAGGAGCCCACCAGCCUGACCACCCGCUUCGCCUUCAAGAAGCGGUACUUCUGGCUCAGCGGGGAGGCGCUCUCCUACUCCAAGAGUCCUGAGUGGCAGAUGCGCUCCUCCAUCCCUGUGUCUCACAUCCGUGCCGUGGAGCGCGUGGACGAGGGCGCCUUCCAGCUGCCGCACGUGAUGCAGGUGUUAACGCAGGACGCUGCGGGCGUGCUGCACACCACUUACCUCCAGUGCAAGAAUGUGAAUGAGCUCAACCAAUGGCUGUCAGCCCUGCGCAAGGCCAGCGCCCCCAACCCGGACAAGCUGGCCUCCUGCCACCCUGGUGCCUUCCGCAGCUCGCGCUGGACCUGCUGCCUCCAGGCUGAGCGCUCAGCUGCUGGCUGCAGCCGUACACACUCGGCCGUCACCCUGGGGGACUGGAGCGACCCACUGGAUCCUGACGCUGAGAUCCAGAUGGUGUACCGGCAGCUGCUCCUGGGGCGGGACCAGCUCAGGAUGAAAUUCCAGGAGGAUCUCAACAUAGAUUCCAGUCCAGAGGCAGAUGCAGAGAAGGGCUCCGGGGCCACGGAAGGGGUCUGUCCCAGUGCCCUGGCCCGGCACAGAGAGGCAGCUGCCCGCCUGCUGGAGGUGCUCGAAGAUCUGGACAGAGCCCAUGAAGAGUUCCAGCAGUGGGAGCAGCAGAGGGCAGCCCUGAGCCCCCUCGGGCACUGAGAAAAGGCCAGAACCAGCCUGGAAGGGGAAGGAAGGCGCCAGAGGACCCCCUCUCAGAGCACCCUGGAGUCUUGAGGCUGUCCUGUUCCUCAUUGAUGCUGUAGGGUGCAGGCUUCUGGAGAUUUCCUAGUCUCUGUGCCCUAAGUGCAAAAUCCCGGGCACGGAAGCCCUGUGGCAGGGGGCUGGCCUUUGUACUGAAUGACUUUCAGUCUCUGGGCGAGGCAGAUGGGAGUGGAUGGGAUAAGGAGCCUGACUCAUUCGGCUCAGUGGAAGGUCUCUGCUAAACCAGACUGGCUCCUGCCCACACCGACGGGGCCCACCUGGUCCUGAGCUGCUGGAUACAGCUGUCUGUGAAUCCCCGACACCCACGUGGCCUUGUUGCCCCAGACAGGCACUAAAGAGGCUCAGCCCUUCCUGUUUUCAUGUCUGCCAAUCCGUGUAACCUCAGUGAUCCUCCUGAACCCUGCCUUGGCCGAGAGUCCUAACCGCAAGCUUCCAGAAUCUGGUUCCCUCGGGAAUAAUGGAGGCUUGGAGCUCAGCGUGCCAGACUCAGACCCUUGGAGCCUGGGAGACCUUGGCCUAGGUUCUGACCCCCUCUUUGAGCCUCGGUUCAUGCUGUAUAAAAUGAGGGAGUGUCUAGAUGUGUGGUUGUCAAACUGGGUUCCGUGGAACUGGUUUGGGAGCCAGGGAGGCGUUUCUUAGACUGUUGUGGUCCAAAACUCACCCCCUAGGUUUUCUGCUAGAAAUGCAGAUUCUCGGCCCCCACCCAGAUUUACUGAAUCAGAAUCUGAAGGAGUGUGGGCACAUGGACCAGGAUUUUUAACAAGUUCCCCUGGUGAUAUGGUCGAACACAGGAUUUGAUGAUCACGGGGCUGGGCAACUUUGUAUAGUGGGGUUUGAGGUGAGAUUUUGUUUGAGAAUGAGUCAUAGAGGGUAAAAUAUUUGGGGAACACCCAACUGGCAGAACUGGAAGGGCCUCCAAGGACUCAUUUCUGGUUUUUGUGUGACUAGAGGGUGGGACAGAAACCAAAGCGUAUCUGGAGAUUAGGGGGACCCAGGAAGAUGCAGCGCUAUCCCGAGCGUGGCCAGCAGGGGUCGCCUGGAGCCGCAGAAUAUGCCUCCGCCACCCAGCAUGCCUUGCUGAUAGGAAGCUUGUUGCAUUCCUGGGAUCCGUCC